This is a messenger RNA of Closterium sp. NIES-67, 3165 nucleotides long. The record is from the annotation of a GenBank genome assembly. NCBI's taxonomy places the organism in Eukaryota, Viridiplantae, Streptophyta, Zygnematophyceae, Desmidiales, Closteriaceae.
UACCCCGUUGCGACCAAGAUAGAUCACGCAGCAUCUCUAGACGCGUGAAUCCGAAGAGGAAAGUAGCCAGUCACGGAUUGCUGUGCUAUGGCGAUAUGAUACUCGGCCCACAGACCGAGACAAUAGCAUCGUACGCUGCGUACGGUCUUUCUUCCAGGCGCAACGUUAGCAACGGUGUCCUCGUACGCCGCCAUGCCGCGACGUCCACAACAGCCGUUUCUAAGCACGAAAAAUAACGGCCCGCGUUCGGUCGCACGAAACCCGCAGCGCUCUGUCCCGUACCCCGCUGUAGGAAUCUGGUUGGGGCGGAGAAAGUGAGAAGGCGGAGAUAGGAAUAUAGGAGUUUACGGGUGCAGAACACCCAUGGUAAGAAGGGAUAUACAGAGAGUAAGACAGGGACAAGACGAAAAGAUUAUGAGCGUGCGAUUAGAUGAUAAUGUUGCUGAUGAUGAUCAUGGGGCGGCUAUAAGUUACACACAAACCUUGGGGUAAGGGGUCUUCGGCGCAAUUCAAGGCAGCCCUGCGAAGCAGAUACGUGGACUGCAACUGCUGCCCCAACACUGAACCAACCUUAUCUCAGCUUAUCUCAGCUUAUCUCAGCUUGCAUACGACGCCUAUAUUCAGGCACCCCUGCGUCUGCGCUGUUCCGACACUGCUGCACGAUUUCGGGAAACGGGGGACUAUGUCGUUCCCCCGCUCCCCGCCCUGGUGGCACAGCUCGCAACAUGUUGCGGAACACUUCGCACAGUGCACUCCUGGCAUUCCACAACGUAUGCUACGUUUGGGGGCAUGAUUCUGGGGCCAGAAAUCACGCUUCCUGGCGUCCUACGCCUAUCACAUCAACCAACUUCACCGCCGGCUGUCGUCAUCGCUCGCCGUCGUGUUGUGAGGCGUCUAAAAAAACGCCUUCGCUAGCCGUCGCCAGCUAGCCGCGAAUCAGUCGAGCGAUAGUAGGUUUAAAUCUCACCGACAUUAGGGCACAGCGGUUUGGUUCAGGAGUUGGUUCAGGUGUUAGUUCAGGUGUUGGUUCAGGUGUUAGUUCAGGUGUUGGUUCAGGUGUUAGUUCAGGUGUUGGUUCAGGUGUUGGUUCAGGUGUUGGUUCAGGUGUAGAGUAGGCACGCCCACAGCCACUAGUCGUUUGGCAGCUUCUCGUGUGGCGUGAUACUCGAUAGUGGUGUAUCUCCCCUCAUUAGAAUUUCGCGUUGUGCUACUCGUUAGACGUGCUCAUUAGUAACGAGCUCAAUGAUUUCGGGAGAAUGAAGCCACCACCACGCGGAACGAGGAGGCCGAGAGAAAUAGCAGCAGAGGACGAGGAGGAGGGUACGAACUGUGUCGGUUGGGAAACGGCGACACUCAAGGGAGGGCGAUCAGCUCUUGAGUCGACUCAAAAGGCAACGGAAGUAACGGAAGCACUUAAGAAAGGGAAAUUAAAUAACGGAGAGGCGACCAACUCACAGGCAGGAGACGAGUCGUCACCCUCAGAAUCGGAAUCCAGCGACUCCGACUCCGCUAAUAGGGUGGACGCUGGUGGGGAUGCUGACGGAAAUGGUGACGGAAACGGUAACGGAAACGGUGACGGAAACGGUGACGGUAACGGUGACGGAAAUGGUUACAGGGAUAAAGAUAGUAACGCACGUGGAGAUGGAGCGGGAGACAUGACGGCGUACGAGCGGCUAAGAGCGGAUCGCAUGGCGAGAAACGCGGCGCUCCUAGCGGCGCUGGACGUGAAGGCUGCAGCGAGCCGGCUCCAGUCGUCCGCCUGUGUCGUCGUCGGUGGUCGCUCCACCCUUCAGGAGCGAAGACUCGUGCCAGGCACCCGGCAAUCUGUUCGGGUUCAGAAAAGACGAAGGGGAGGGGGCGGUAGUAGUGGUGAUCGGGGCAAGGGAGAGGAGGAGGUGAAGGAGGAGGAAGGGGGGGAGGGCGAGUUGGGGAAAGACGGAGACGAGGAAUACAUUCCAGAUGCCGCCAGUGACGAUGACGAUGAUGAUGAUGAUGAUGAUGAAAAACGGGAGGACGAGGAGGGGAUAAAGGAUGAGGAGGAGGAGGAGGAGGAGAAAGGUGGUGGUGAUGGCAGCAGUGCGAGGAGAAAUGGGCGGCAGGCAGGCAGAAAGAGCAGAGGAAAUGCUGUGGCUACUCACAAGCGGUGGAUGGGAUUGGAUGGUUGCGGCAGCAAAGCAGCAGCCGUCACAAUUGGGGAGGGAGAUUUGGGGGUGAAGGAGGCUAUUUUUGAGGCGCCUCAAAAAAAGGGAGAUUUGGGGGUGAAGGAUGAAGAUGAUGAGCUGCAGAUGGCCAUAGCCCUCUCGCUCUCCAUGGCCGCUUCCAGCGCUGGUGUUGGUGCUGGUAAUGAUGUCAGAGCCAGGGGGGACUCUAGUGGUGUUGGUGCUGAGCCCAGAAGGCGUUGGUUUGGUGCAACACGAGAAAGUGGGGAGGGAGGAGGAGGUGGACAGGGAGGAGGAGAAGAGAAGGGAGGAGGAGAAGAGAAGGGUGGAGGAGUAGGGAGUGGUGAGGGAGGGGGUGAGAGGGACAUCAGCAAAGACAGAAGCAGGAGAGGCAAGAGCAAGUCCAAGCGCCGUCGUAGCCCACUAAGGAAGCUCACUGAUUCUGAAGCGGAUUCCCUUUACUUCACCGUCGAUGCCAGCACCAGCGCCAGCGGUGAGGGCCGCAUAACAGCUGAUGACGUCACUAGACUGGCAGCAGUGCACUCUUUUCUGUGGAGCGAGCAGCAAAUCUCAGACAUGCUAACGCUCUUCAACCAAUCACAGGAAGAGAGUCUGGGAAUGCUGGACUUCCGGCACAUCUUGUUGCAAUGUGGACGGCUGUAAACGGGAGUUCAAGCAUGCAGUCGAGCCAUGGCUUUCUCUUGUCAUCCUCUGGUUACCACCGCCUUGCUGACAUGUGUACAAUUUAGUUUUGCGAAGGGAGUUUUUGUAAAAGCCCCAUGCCAAAAUAGCAUGGGGGUUAUCAACCUAGGACUCCACUUGAUGUAGCCCCCCACCAGACGACCUAGGGGUUGGGUUGGGACAGACGGAAUAAUUUGCGGGCAGGGCAGGGGCGAAACGGUACGGAAUACCCCGCUGAUGCAAUUGUUGGGCUGAGAAAAAGCCUUUAGGAUCCUUCCAGAGACUAAGUCCCAGUUGUAAGAGGUGCUUGAGUAAUGCAACGGAA